CUCCAGCUAGUACAAACUAUAAAGAUCUGAAGUUGUAGAUGAGUGGUAAGAUUAUGAGGAUGUCUAUUUAGUCUCACUUUUGAGUUUCUUUUGUGUACUCAAGAUAUGGCUUUUCCAAUCUUGCUCUUGUGUUUGGUCUCCACCAUUGUGUUUUUUGCAUCCAUACUGUGGAGAAAACAAAACAAGACGCUUCUUCCACCAGGUCCCAUAGCCCUUCCCAUCAUUGGCCACCUCCACCUUCUCUCCCCAACACCACACCAAGAUUUUCACAAGCUCUCAAUCCGCUACGGACCCAUCAUACACCUUUUCCUUGGCUCAGUCCCUUGUGUCGUAGCUUCCACCGCAGAAGCCGCCAAAGAGUUCCUCAAAACUCACGAAACCUCCUUCUCCAACCGCCCCGCUAAAACCGUCGCCGUUGAGGCCUUAACCUACGGUUUCCAAGACUUCUUGUUCGCACCCUACGGACCCUAUUGGAAGUUCCUGAAGAAACUCUGCAUGUCUGAACUUCUCGGUGGCCACAUGCUGGACAUGUUCCUUCCCGUGAGGAUGCAAGAGACUCGGAGAUUCAUCAAACGCGUGCUCCACAAAGCUGGUGAAGCUGUGGAUUUCGGAGGAGAGUUCAUGACGCUUUCGAAUAACAUCGUGUCGAGAAUGAGCGUGAGCCAGACGAGUUCCGAGAACGAGGACGAAGACGAAGAGAUGAGGAAGCUAGUGGCGGAUACCGCAGAGCUCGUGGGGAAGUUCAACAUAUCGGACUUCAUUUGGUUCUUGAAGAGCUUUGAUUUGCAGGGAUUCAACACGAGGUUGAAGGAAAUUCACGACAGGUUCGACGCCGUGAUGGACAGAAUCAUAAAGGAGCGUGAAGAGGAAAGAAGGAAGAACAAGGAAACGGGUGGAACACGUCGGUUUAAGGAUAUGCUUGAUGUUUUGUUGGACAUAUUCGAAGAUGAGAAUUCUGAAAUGAAAUUGGACAAAGACAACAUUAAAGCCUUCAUCAUGGACAUACUUGUUGCUGGGACUGACACGUCAGCUGUAACCAUGGAAUGGGGUAUGGCAGAGUUAAUAAACAAUCCACGUGUGUUGGAGAAGGCAAGACACGAGAUAGAUUCAGUGAUUGGGAAAAGUAGAAUAGUAGAAGAAUCUGAUAUUGUGAAUCUUCCUUACUUGCAAGCCAUUGUUAAAGAAACAUUGAGGAUUCACCCAGCUGGUCCAUUGAUUUUUAGAGAGUCAUCAAGAAGUGAUGUAGUUUGUGGGUAUAAUAUUCCAGCGAAGACUCGACUAUUUAUCAAUGUUUGGGCUAUUGGUAGGGACCCCAUACACUGGGAAAGCCCACUUGAAUUCAGGCCAGAGAGGUUUAUUGAAAAUGGGCCGAGUCAGAGUCAAUUGGAUGUUAGGGGACAACAUUAUCAUCUAAUUCCGUUCGGGAGUGGAACAAGAGUGUGUCCUGGCACUUCUCUAGCGUUGCAGGUUGUGCAUGUCAAUCUUGCUGUUAUGAUUCAGUGUUUCCAAUGGAAGGUUUAUGGCAAUGGCACAGUGGACAUGGAAGAGAAAUCUGGAAUCACUCUUCCGAGGGCUCACCCCAUAGUUUGUGUCCCUUCUCCCAGGCUUAACCCGUUUCCUUCUAUGUGAUCGAUCAACCAUAAGAUGUCACCUAAAGAUUUAUGGCGAGUAUGUUUAGAUACAAAAUAUAAAUAAAUAAAAGUACUUUUUUUUUU
Messenger RNA from Cajanus cajan (pigeon pea), 1715 nucleotides. Its product is annotated as cytochrome P450 93A3. The record is from RefSeq and is a predicted model, not a curated record. Gene Ontology annotation, molecular function: iron ion binding; monooxygenase activity; oxidoreductase activity, acting on paired donors, with incorporation or reduction of molecular oxygen. Lineage: Eukaryota; Viridiplantae; Streptophyta; Magnoliopsida; Fabales; Fabaceae.